ACAUCUACAGUCCCCACCACUUCCACAACUACGUCUGCUGUCUCCACCACCUCGACGACUAAAUCUGCAGUCCCCAACACUUCAAUGACUACUUCUCCAAUUCCCAUCAUCUCCACAACUACGUCUGCUGUCCCCACCACUUCCACAACUACUUCUCCGGUUCCCAUCAUCUCCAUGAGUACAUCUACAGUCCCUACCACUUCCACAACUACGUCUGCGGUCCCCAACACUUCCACGACUACUUCCCCCAUUCUGAUCAUCUCGACAACUACUUCUGCAGUCCCUACAACUUCCACGACUACGUCUGCUGUUCCCACCACCUCCACGACUAUUGCUCCAGUUAGCAUCAUCUCAACGACUACUUCUGCAGUCCCUAGCACUUCCAAGACUACUUCUCCAAUUCCCAUCAUCUCCACAACUACGUCUGCUGUCCCCACCAUUUCCUCGACUACUUCUCCAGUUCCCAUCAUCUCCACAACUACGUCUGCUGUCCCCACCACUUCCACGACUACUUCUCUAGUUUCCAUCAUCUCAACGACUACUUCUGCAGUCCCCACCACUUCCACGACUACUUCUGCAGUUCCCAUCAUCUCUACGACUCCUUCUGAAGUCCCGUCCACUUACACGACUACUUCUGCAGUCCCUACCACUUCAGAGACUACGUCUGCUAUUCCCACCACUUCCACAACUACUUCUGCAGUCCCCACCACUUCCACGAGUACAUCUACAGAACCCACCACUUCCACAACUACUCCCAUCAUCUCCACAACUACGUCAGCUGUCACCACCACAUCGACAACUACGUCUGCGGUCCCCAACACUUCCACGAGUACAUCUACAGAACCCACCACUUCCACAACUACUUCAACAGUCCCCACCACUUUCAUAACUACGUCUGCUGUCCCCACCACUUCCACGACUAAAUCUGCAGUCCCUACCACUUCCACGACUACGUCUGCUGUUUCCACCGCUUCCGCGACUACUUCUCCAGUUCCCAUCAUCUCAGCGACUACUUCUGCAGUCCCCACCACUUCCACGACUACUUCUCCAGUUCCCAUCAUCUCCACAACUACGUCUGCUGUCCGCAGCACAUCGACAACUACGUCUGCGGUCCCCAACACUUCCACGAGUACAUCUACAGAACCCACCACUUCCACAACUACUUCAACAGUCCCCACCACUUUCAUAACUACGUCUGCUGUCCCCACCACUUCCACGACUAAAUCUGCAGUCCCUACCACUUCCACGACUACGUCUGCUGUUCCCACCACUUCCACAACUACUUCUCCAGUUCCCAUCAUCUCAGCGACUACUUCUGGAGUCCCCACCACUUCCACGACUACUUCUGCAGUUCCCAUCAUCUCUACGACUCCUUCUGAAGUCCCGUCCACUUCCACAACUACUUCUGCAGUCCCUACCACUUCAGCGACUACGUCUGCUGUUCCCACCACUUCCACAACUACUUCUGCAGUCCCCACCACUUCCACGACUACUUCCCCCGUUCUGAUCAUCUCGACAACUACUUCUGCAGUUCCUACAACUUCCACGGCUACGUCUGCUGUUCCCACCACCUCCACGACUAUUGCUCCAGUUACCAUCAUCUCAACGACUACUUCUGCAGUCCCUAGCACUUCCAAGACUACUUCUCCAAUUCCCAUCAUCUCCACAACUACGUCUGCUGUCCCCACCACUUCCCCGACUACUUCUCCAGUUCCGAUCAUCUCCACAACUACGUCUGCUGUCCCCACCACAUCGACAACUACGUCUGCGGUCCCCAACACUUCCACGAGUACAUCUACAGAACCCACCACUUCCACAAGUACUUCAACAGUCCCCACCAGUUUCACAACUACGUCUGCUGUCCCCACCACUUCCACGACUAAAUCUGCAGUCCCUACCACUUCCACGACUACGUCUGCUGUUCCCACCACUUCCACGACUACUUCUCCAGUUCCCAUCAUCUCAGCGACUACUUCUACAGUCCCCACCACUUCCACGACUACUUCUGCAGUUCCCAUCAUCUCUACGACUCCUUCUGAAGUCCCGUCCACUUCCACAACUACUUCUGCAGUCCCUACCACUUCAGCGACUACGUCUGCUGUUCCCACCACUUCCACAACUACUUCUGCAGUCCCCACCACUUCCACGAGUACAUCGACUGAACCCACCACUUCCACAACUACUUCAACAGUCCCCACCACUUUCACAACUACGUCUGCUGUCCCCACCACUUCCACGACAAAAUCUGCAGUCCCUACCACUUCCACGACUAUGUCUGCUGUUCCCACCACUUCCACGAGUACUGCUCCAGUUCCCAUCAUCUCAACAACUACUUCUGCAGUCCCCAGCACUUCCACGACUACUUCUCCAGUUUCCAUCAUCUCCACAACUACGUCUGCAGUCCCUACCACUUCAACGACUACGUGUGCUGUUCCCACCACUUCCACGACUACUUCUCCAGUUCCCAUCAUCUCCACGAGUACAUCUACAGUCCCCACCACUUGCACAACUACCUCUACAGUCCCCACCACUUCCACAACUACGUCUGCAGUCCCCACCACUUCCUUGACUACUUCCCCCGUUUCGACCAUCUCGACAACUACUUCUGCACAUCAUCUCAACGACUACUUCUGCAGUCCCUAG
Messenger RNA from Eublepharis macularius, 2643 nucleotides. Its product is annotated as mucin-2-like. The transcript is spliced from 3 exons. Bases 85 to 2643 code for a protein of 852 amino acids. The record is from RefSeq and is a predicted model, not a curated record. Lineage: Eukaryota; Metazoa; Chordata; Lepidosauria; Squamata; Eublepharidae.